AAGCCUGUAUUCUGUGUCUAUGCAGAAUAAACCCCAAAAAUGGAUUGUUGUAACUUUUAAGCCAUAAUAAUAGUGAUCUAUCACUUACCACUUCACUACAUAAUUCCUUCAAAAUCAUGGCUACAUUUCCCAUUGCCAAAUCCGCAUUGCCCUUUCACUUGCUAAUUUUCCAUCUACUAACUUUAUAUCCCAUUUAUACUCUUUCACUUGAAACCCUAAUCACCAGUAACCGCAACUUCGAUCCCCAAACUGUCCUCCUCGGCAACGCCACAAUCUCCGGUAAUGGCUCUUCGGUACAACUCACUACUCCAAAUGCCUCAAGCUCUGGUCUUCUCUUGUACAAGAAUCCCUUCAGAUUACACAGUUCUACUCCAAGCAAACCAAUGUCUUUUAGCACUGAAUUUGAGUUCUCAUUUACUGGUAAUCUCAUUGGUCUUUCUCUUGUAAUGGGUCCUUUUAAUUUUGUGUCAAACUUUAUGGGUCAAGGUGCGGUUGACAGUGUAAAUAAGAAAGGGUAUCUGGGUAUUGAAUUUGGCUAUUCAAGGGAUGGUAAUGAUGGUAAUUCUACUAAGAUUCUUGUACUUAUAAGAGUUAAUAAUGAACCAUUAGGGCAUGUAUGGACAGAACGUGGACAAAGGAUGAAGGCUUGGAUUGAUUAUGAUGCGAGUUCCAAAAGAAUAGAGAUUAGGAUAAAUGAAUUGAAUGGUAAAAGGCCAUAUGAUCCAUUUGCUGCAUAUGCACUUGAUUUGUCAAAAAUGUGGAGCGAUAAUGAGGCUUUUGUGGUAUUAGGCUCAAAUAAUGGUGGCAAUCCAUCAGGGACGUGUAAUGUUUAUUCAUGGAGGUUUAGAUUAAGGAAGGUUCCUAAUUGGAUGCAUUCGUUACCGGUUAAUCCACAUGGUUCUAUGCAUAAUGAUAAUAGUGAUAAUGAGAGGUUAAGAGUGCAUAAGAGGAAAUUUUGUCCUUUGACAAUUCUUGCUGGGUUGAUUUUCGCAAGCGGGUGUGUAGCAUUGCUGGCAUUUGUGGGGUUAUAUAUGUGGCCAAUCUUUGUCAAUAGGCGCUCGGCAUUUCCACUUGAAGGCAAAAUGCAGAGAAUGGAUUUUAGGUAUGAGAAGAUCAGUGUCGUUGUGGAAAAAGAUGGGAAUGUUGUUAAGAAUUAGAGUUUGUUUUGUAAUGUUUGUAUUUGUUGCGUAAUAUAUGUACUUGUAUUGUGAAUCUUAGUUGUGCUUAGAACUUGUUGUGAAUGGAGUUUGUCAUGAAAUUAUGUUGGUUACUUCUUGUUCUUGUUGUACUAACUGAUCUUAUUUGAAAUACAGUUUCUUUCUUUGAUGUGCCCUA
Ricinus communis (castor bean) is the source of this 1335-nucleotide messenger RNA. RefSeq names its product lectin-like protein LEC. Gene Ontology annotation, molecular function: carbohydrate binding. Lineage: Eukaryota; Viridiplantae; Streptophyta; Magnoliopsida; Malpighiales; Euphorbiaceae. The coding region runs from base 117 to 1157 and encodes 346 amino acids. The record is from RefSeq and is a predicted model, not a curated record. The transcript has a single exon.